AUGCAGGAUGAAAGGUCACUCAGCCUUAUCGAACGUGCAGUCGAAAGGAUGAUCCAAGGAGUAUCUCGUUUCACACAAGCAAAGGAUAGAAUCCGAAGCUCCAAUCUGCGUCAACGAUUAAGGAUCAAAGAUGCCGUUCUGUACGCCAAACAGUCGAAGAUAAAGUGGGCCGGACGCGUAAUGCGUAUGAAUGACAACGGAUGGACAGGAGCCAUUAGUGACUGGAUUCCUCGGGAUGUCAAACGUACUGCAGGAAGACCACAGAUCCGAUGGUCAGAGUUCUUAACAAAGAGCCUUGAAGAAAGAUAUGAUGCUCGACGAGUCCCUAGAACGAGCAGAACAUACUGGGCUACUCUUGCACGCGACAGUGGAAGAUGGAAGAUUUACUGGCGCCCGCUCGAGUCACUCGAGGUUCAACGGGAAUAG
Messenger RNA from Angiostrongylus costaricensis, 426 nucleotides. Lineage: Eukaryota; Metazoa; Nematoda; Chromadorea; Rhabditida; Metastrongylidae. The record is from the annotation of a GenBank genome assembly.